This is a messenger RNA of Arabis nemorensis, 303 nucleotides long. Lineage: Eukaryota; Viridiplantae; Streptophyta; Magnoliopsida; Brassicales; Brassicaceae. The record is from the annotation of a GenBank genome assembly.
AUGGAGGCUCACACCAUGGCUUAUAUUCAUAAAGCCCAUAUCUCAAGAGAGGAUGAGGCCGAAUCUAGCUCGGUUGAGGGUCCGCGGUUUGAUCAGAACUCCAUUGAGACCGGAACUUCCAAGGCUGCUGGGUCUUCUAAACUCGGCGCGUUCUUUCCCCUAGGAGCUCGGCGCAGUCGUGAGCGACCUCAUCGCGGCUGGCGAGGAGGACCAAGACUCUUUUGGUCUUUCGAUUUUGACACCGAACACACGGGAUCCUUCGGGGCCAAGCCUAGGUCAGUAUAUAAAGUUAGUUCGUUUUAA